This is a messenger RNA of Medioppia subpectinata, 3957 nucleotides long. Lineage: Eukaryota; Metazoa; Arthropoda; Arachnida; Sarcoptiformes; Oppiidae. The record is from the annotation of a GenBank genome assembly.
AUGUUUAACGUCUACAUCAUACAGAGUAUACGGUGGACGUGUCGUACAUUGCACAACUAUUACGACUGGUGGCUCAGUCUACCGGUACCACCGGUGGGGUCGAGAGUUGUCACAGACCGUUACUAUCUCGCUGAAAUCAGUGCCAUCUUCAUGACAAAGAUUCCAGUGGGCCGGCCCGGUCUCGAACUCGCUACCUUUGGGUACAAUGGCACAGACGUUAACCACUACGCCAUGCCUCCAUUGUUACCGUCAAACAAGAGGCGGACAAUAACGGCUCAAAACGUUCCCGUUCCGUUCACUCUAUCGCCGCUCUCGCAGACCGUUUCGGUUUCGUGGCAUAACAUCUGUGUCUAUACUCAGGUCACCCAUUUUAACGCUGAACACGAAUCUGAAAUCCAAAUCUAUUUAGGUCGAAUAGUUUUCGAAAUAUUCGACUUUAAACCCAUACAGAUCUUGAAGAAUGUUUCCGGUGAAGUAAAUGCGGGCCAACUGUUGGCUAUUAUGGGCUCGAGUGGCGCCGGAAAGACAACACUAUUGAAUGUAUUGACGGCCAGAAACUUAUCAAAAUUGACGGUAAAGGGAACCGUUAGACUCAAUGGACAGGCAGUCGACGCCAAUACCAUUACAUCGGUGUCCUCUUACGUACAACAACAGGACCUAUUCGUUCCGGUGCUCACCGUUCGCGAGCACCUCGUCUUUAACUCUUUACUACGAAUGGACCCGAAGUUGACGAAAGCCGAGCGGACAGAGCGGGUGAAUGCACUGAUCCAUGAGUUUAGUUUAACCAAAUGUGCGGACAUUCGGAUCGGAAGCAGUACAACAGUUAAGGGUAUAUCUGGUGGUGAGUCCAAGAGACUGGCUUUUGCUUCUGAGUUAAUGACAAAUCCUGCGAUUAUGUUUUGUGAUGAGCCGACGAGUGGUUUGGACUCAUUUAUGGCCGAAAAUAUUGUACAGACAUUGAACGCAAUGGCGGCAAAGGGUCGGACCAUUAUCUGCACAAUACAUCAGCCCUCGUCUCAAGCCUUCAAACUCUUUGAAAGACUUUUACUGAUAGCCGACGGAAGAGUGGCUUAUAUGGGAAAUAUUGGUAAAGAGAUUUGUGACAAUUAUACCAAAAACGGUGAACAAUUGGGACAGAAUGGCGAUCGUAAGGAGGCGUCGACGCCCUCCACCCCCGGCCGAGAGGACUCAUUCACUGAAAUAAAGCCCAAAUCAUACGCCGAUAUGUUGUUAAAACCGCCUAAAUAUCGGGUCUCGUAUUGCCAACAGUUUCGGACACUGUUGUGGCGGUGUAUGCUUGUAGUGCUGAGGGAACCGGCUGUUAGCCAGGUUAGGCUCUUGCAAACUGUGGUGAUAGCCGUGAUUGUGGGGAUUGUUUACUGGAACCAGAAGUUGGACCAGAAAUCGGUGAUGAAUAUCAACGGCGCUCUCUUUUUAUUGGUCACAAACAUGUCGUUUCAAAACACAAUGGCUGUCAUUAACACAUUCUGUGCGGAAAAUCCGCUGUUUUUUCGCGAACACCACAACGGCAUGUAUAGAGUGGACGUCUAUUUCAUAUCCAAAUCGCUGACAGAUUUGCCAAUCUUUUUGUUAAUUCCCAUGAUAUUUGUCAGCAUUUACUACUAUAUGGUUGGCUUUAAUCCAGAUAUCAGCGCCUUUUUGAUCGCUAUAUUAAUCGGUAUUCUCAUCACUUCAUGUGCCGUCUCUUUUGGAUACUUCAUGUCGUGUCUCACCUCAUCGGCAAACGUGGCCCUGUCUUUGGGUCCGCCACUACUCCUACCGGUGGUACUGUUUGGCGGAUUCUUUCUCAAUGCCGAUACAACCGCCUCGUGGUUGUCGUGGUUUAAGUACAUCUCAUGGUUUUACUACGGCUUCGCCUCAUUGAUCAUCAAUCAGUGGCGACACCUGAAGCUCACCGAUUGCCCGGCAUUCCCGUCGACCCCUCCGGCCAUUAACGGUACGGCCGGUCAAUACAUGCCUAUCAAGUGUAUUAGCGAUGGUCUGGAUAUUAUUCAUUCAUUGAGUUUCGAUGAAAAUGAUUUGUUACGAAACCUAAUAUUGAUGAUGAGCGACCCUUUGAGGACAGUUACCGUCAAACGAGAGGCGGACAGUAACGCCAGUCACGGCUCAAAUGUCACUCUACCGCCGCUCGAGCAGACCGUUUCGGUUUCGUGGCAUAACAUUGAUGUCUAUUCUCAGAUCACCCGUAAGUGUUAUCACAUCCGAGCGCCCACUCAACAGCCCAUACAGAUCUUGAAGAAUGUGUCCGGUGAAGUAAAUGCCGGCCAACUGAUGGCUUUAAUGGGCGCGAGUGGCGCCGGAAAGACCACACUAUUGAAUGUCUUGACGGGCAGAAACUUAUCAAAAUUGACGGUAAAGGGAACCGUUAGACUCAAUGGACAGGCAGUCGACGCCAAUACCAUUACAUCGGUGUCCUCUUAUGUACAACAACUGGACAUUUUCGUACCGGUGCUCACCGUUCGCGAGCACCUCGUCUUUAACUUGACGAAAGCCGAGCGGACAGAGCGGGUAAAUGCACUGAUCCAUGAGUUUAGUUUAACCAAAUGUGCGGACACUUACAUCGGAAGCAGUACAACAUUUAAGGGUAUAUCUGGUGGUCAGUCCAAGAGACUUGCCUUUGCUUCUGAGUUAAUGACAAAUCCCGCGAUUCUGUUUUGUGAUGAGCCGACGAGUGGUUUGGACUCAAUGAUGGCCGCAAAUAUUGUGCAGACAAUGAAAGCAAUGGCGGCAAAGGGUCGGACCAUUAUCUGCACAAUACAUCAGCCCUCGUCUCAGACCUUCAAACUCUUUGAACGACUUUUACUGAUAGCCGACGGAAGAGUGGCUUAUAUGGGAACUAUUGGUAAAGUGUCCGUUACUCCGGGCCGUGAGGAUGAAUGCAAAGUCAAAAUCAAGGAGAUUUGUGAUAAUUAUACUAAAAACGGCGAACAAUUGGGAGAGAAUGGCGAUCGUAAGGACGCGUCGACGUCCUCCACCCCCGGCCGAGUGGACUCAUCCACUGGAUUAAAGGCUAAAUCAUUCGCCGAUAAUGGUUUAAAACCUCUCGAAUAUCGGGCCUCGUAUUGCCAACAGUUACGGACACUGUUGUGGCGGUGUAUGCUUGUAGUGGUGAGGGAUCCGGCUGCUACCCAGGUUACCUUCUUGCAAACUCUGGUGAUAGCCGUGAUUUUGGGGAUUGUCUUCUGGGGCCAGAAGUUGGACCAGAAGUCGGUGAUGAAUAUCAACGGCGCUCUCUUCAUGUUGGUCAUAAACAUGUCGUUUCAAAGCACAAUGGCUGUCAUCAAUACAUUCUGUCCGGAAUAUCCGCUAUUUCUUCGCGAACACCACAACGGCAUGUAUAGAGUGAACGUCUAUUUCCUGGCCAAAUCGCUGACAGAUUUGCCAAUCAUUUUGUUUGUUCCCAUGUUAUUUGUCGGCAUUUACUACUAUAUGGUUGGCUUUAAUCCAGAAAUCAGCGCCUUUUUGAUGGCUAUAUUAAUCGUUAUUCUCGUCACUUCAUGUGCCGUCUCUUUCGGAUAUCUCUUAUCGUGUCUGACCUCAUCGGCAGACGUUGCCCUGGCUUUGGGUCCGCCACUACUCAUACCGAUGGUAUUGUUUGGCGGAUUCUUUCUCAAUGCCGAUACAACUGCCGCGUGGUUGUCUUGGGUUAAGUAUCUCUCAUGGGUUUACUACGGCUUCUCCUCAAUGAUCAUCAAUCAGUGGCGAGACCUGAAGCUCACCGAUUGCCCGGCAUUCCCGUCGACUCCUCCGGCCAUUAACGGUACGGCCGGUCAAUACAUGCCUAUCAAGUGUAUUAGCGAUGGUCUGGAAGUUAUCCAUUCAUUGAGUUUCGAUGAAAAUGAUUUGUUACGAAACCUAAUAUUGAUGGUAAUUCUGGCCCUUGUCUUCCGCCUAAUGGCAUUCAUCGCACUCUACGUCAGAUCCCGAGAGCGAUAA